Messenger RNA from Ipomoea nil (Japanese morning glory), 2385 nucleotides. RefSeq names its product F-box/kelch-repeat protein SKIP11-like. Lineage: Eukaryota; Viridiplantae; Streptophyta; Magnoliopsida; Solanales; Convolvulaceae. The record is from RefSeq and is a predicted model, not a curated record. The coding region runs from base 488 to 1834 and encodes 448 amino acids. Gene Ontology annotation, cellular component: nucleus. The transcript has 2 exons. Gene Ontology annotation, molecular function: protein binding.
UAAAAAAAUUAAUAUGCUCAGUUUCGGUUAUGAAAUAGGGAUGGGGUUUUCUUUUUUGAACGUGGUAAAUCGCUAAAUCGAUCUGGUUUAAUUACUGGUAUUGAAAACAAUGCGAGAUUAGAGGUUGGGUUCUGAUUAAUGGCGGUUUGGAGAAAUUCUGGUGCAGGGUGUUGCCUGAUCUGAAUUUGAGAGAUCUGGGUCGGCAAAGAUUGAUUUUUUUAUGAAUUCUUGCAUGCCCAUUUGGUUUAAGAGCUCUGGGUUUUUGUUGUUUUGAGGUGUGUUUGAAUCUGGUUAUCUGUCAUUGUUGUGAGGUUUGAUUAUUGGGAAGGGCUCUUUGAAUUCUUGAAUGGUUAUAUGUUGUCAGUUGAUCUGUAUUCUCCUGUGAUUUUGGAUCAAUUGGUUCAGAAAAUUUGCCUGGUGAAGAACAAAGCUGCAGAAUGAAAUAAGGCCAUAGGAGUGGUUCUUCUUUGUGGUGAACCCUGAAGGGAUGUUGGAAGAGCGAUCUUGUUUGGUAUCGAGGAACUACGGGAGAGGGCAUACGAGGACUUGUAUGAAUUGCCGGAUUGAUGUGAAUGGCAAAAGGCCAUUGGAAGAUGACAAGGAGAACGAACUCGUUCCUAGCAAGUUUGCAAGGCAAUCUGAUGGUGUUUGUGAUAGAGUCGAUACAUCUCUAUCCCUAGGUGUUUCUUCAGCGUCCUGUGCUGAUGAAGUGGAAACGAGUCUAACGCUAGAUGGUGAUAUGUUGGCCCCGACCAUUGAGGAUAAUUCGGAAGAUAGCUCUCUAAUACCUAGUAUUGGUCGAGAUAAUGCCAUUAGUUGUCUCAUUCAUUGCUCGAGGUCGGAUUAUGGUGUCAUGUCGGCUUUAAACAGGAGCUUCCGGUCAUUAAUCAGGAGCGGGGAUAUCUACAAAUUAAGACGGAUGAAUGGUGUGGUUGAGCACUGGGUUUAUUUUUCCUGCAAUUUACAGGAAUGGGAAGCUUUUGACCCCAAUCGUCGUCGUUGGAUGCGUCUUCCCACGAUGAAUUCUAACGAAUGCUUCUGGUUCUCCGACAAGGAAUCGUUGGCUGUUGGAACCGAGCUCCUCGUGUUUGGCAAGGAGCUAAUGGCACAGGUCAUUUAUCGAUACAGUCUACUCACCAAUUCAUGGUCGUCUGGGAUGCAGAUGAAAGAGCCACGGUGUUUGUUCGGUUCUUCCAGCAAAGGGGAGAUAGCGAUUUUCGCGGGUGGGUGUGACUCGCACGGUAAGAUCCUUAGCUCAGCCGAGCUUUAUAACUCCGAGACGGGAACUUGGACGCUAUUGCCAAAUAUGAACAAGGCGAGGAAGAUGUGCUCCGGGGUUCUCAUGGAUGGAAAGUUUUACGUGGUGGGAGGCGUUGGAGGGCCCGAUUCGAAGCUUUUGACUUGCGGGGAGGAAUAUGAUUUCGAGAAAAGAACGUGGACGGAGAUACCCAACAUGUCCCCCGUGCGUAUGGCUGCAGUUAGGGAAAACGGCUUGCCCGCCACAGCUGAAGCACCGCCUUUGCUUGCAGUCGUAAAUAACCAAUUGUAUGCAGCUGACUAUGCUGACAUGGAAGUUAGGAGGUACGACAAGGACAAAAAGGCGUGGGUUACUCAAGGAAGAUUGCCCGAGCGAGCAAAUUCUAUGAACGGUUGGGGCUUGGCUUUUCGAGCAUGUGGCGAUAGGCUUCUCGUAAUCGGGGGUCCUAGGACCGUGGGUCAAGGAUUCAUCGAAGUGAACUCGUGGGUCCCCAGCGAAGGACCGCCACAGUGGAAUAUGCUCGGGCGUAAGUCAUCGGGUAGCUUUGUCUAUAAUUGCGCGGUGAUGGGUUGCUAACAAUGUGGAUAAAGAUGCCUCUUUUACAUACAUGAUAGGAUUAAUGGGGCAAAAGGAAUGUUGCUAAUGGGUAAUUUAUCCAAUCUUUUCUAUUUUUUUUUUCUUUUCGCUUUCGAAGUUUUAGUUUCCUUUUCUCAGAGGGAGGAGGACAGGGAAUCAGUAUACUCAAGAUUCGACACCAUAUUUAUUUUCAAGGAGUCUUGAAACCAACAUUUUCUGCUUCAACAAUUCCAUUUAAUCGAUUCGUCUUCCCCCCCAUUCUCGUAACAUGAAAUUUCAGAGGUGGUCAUCAGAUAGGAAAGAGAUAGGUUAAUAACUUGAGGCAGGGUGCAAUACAGUUGUAGAUCUUGAUUAGUGUUUGUUGAAGUUUCUUGAAGAAUUGUAGACUUAGUUUCGUGUUUCUUUUUUCUUUUUUCUUUUUUUAUUUUUCCAUAUUUUUCUUGGCGUUGCCGAGGAGGGGGAAAAUAAGUUUCUUGGUUAGGACUUGUCAAUGUACUGAACACCUUUGUUGUUGAAAAGAAUGGGCUAUACAGUGAAUUUUUGGUUAAAAA